AACAGUGCGCCGCUGCUCCAUGAGAAUGGUGCACCUCGGUGCGCGCAGGUGCAACUCUCUGCGACUUUAGACUCCUGCAACUUUAAGCGAGGACCGUGGUGGGGUUACCGGGAGUGCAUGCACAAAGUUCAGCGACGCUCUGCUGCGCCACCGCUCUCCAAAUGGCGCGGAUGCGUCCAUCCCCGCACCUGCACCGGACUGCUUUGGUUCUGCUUGUGGUGGCUCUUCUGACAGGUGAUGCCGGCGCACAGCUCCCCGAUAGCAACGGACUAUCCUAUGCCAUGAGGACUGAGCUCUCCGAGGACACGAUCCUGGUUGCGAACAAUGGGAUCCGCGUCUCUUUCGGGAGAUCGGUUUUCAUUGAUCCCAUUAAUGAUUUGGUAAUCCAAGUUCAGCCCGGGGAUCGAUGCAGCAUCACGGUGCUGGACAACGACCCCCUGUCACAGAGACCGGGACAGCUCUCGCCAAAAAAGUUCUCAUGUGAAUUUGGACCCAACGACGUGAGAUACUCCCACUUUGGCUCCAGGAGUCCUCCGAGGGACAGAGUGAGGUUACAACUCAGAUAUGACACCCAGACGGAUACCAUUAUAAUUCCCUUCAUGGUGGAAGUGGAGGUCAUUUUCACACAACUGGAAGUGUUAACAAAAAAUCUGCCGCUGACAGUGGAGAAGCUGUUGGGUGUGAGCAACCCCAUCGACAGAAGAAUUUUAGAGUUUACUUUUGACAGAGAUGCACAGCAGUGCAAAAUAGCAUCCCUAUCCAGUGGCAGCCUCCUUCCCAGGUAUGGAAAACUUAUGGAUGAAGAGAGUCUCGGGGGGAUGCUGGACUGUGAUGAAUUUAUUCAAAUGAACACCCGCUACCAGCAUACUUUUUCUUUGAAGUCUCCAAACAGAGAUUACAUCCCCAUGGUGGUGGAGUUACACGAUAAGGAGGGGAAUUUGCUUAACCGCGAAUUUUUCCAGAUUUUGGUGAGAAUAAAGGACGGAGAGGACAACACGCCCCCUAAACCGAGCUUUGUUGCAAUGAUGAUGAUGGAAGUAGACCAGUUUGUCAUGACAGCAAUAACCCUGAACAUGCUGGCUGCAGAGGAUGUGGAGUCCAAUCCUGAUGAAUUAAUUUUCAACAUUACAUCCCCUCUUUCAUUUGAAGAGGGCUACAUUGUCAGCACAGAUGACAGGAAUUUACCCAUAACCUCAUUUUACCAAGGAGACCUAAAAGACUUGAAAAUCGCUUACAAACCCCCUGCUGUGGACUCAGACACGGAGAGGAUUUUCCAGAUUGAAUUUGAGGUUGUGGACACGGAGGGGGCUGUGUCAGACCCUUUUGCCUUUAUGAUUGUCGUUAAGCCCAUGAACACUUUGGCCCCUGUGGUCACAAGGAACACCGGACAGCUGCUGUACGAAGGUCAGUCCAGGCCUUUGUUUAGUUCUCAUAAUCUAGAAAUCAGCGAUGAAGACAAUUUAGACAAAGUCAAAAUUACUGUUAUUGACGGAUUGAGGCAUGGAGAUUUGACUGUUUUGGGCUCGAGAAGGAAAUUUUUCACCCCAGCUGACCUUGAUGCUGGCCUAGUCAUUUAUCAACAUGACGGCAGUGAUACAUACAGUGAUAAUAUUAUCUUUAGAAUGACAGAUGGGACCAGUGAGGUGGAAUUUUUAUUCCCCAUCACAGUUGUGCCAACAGAUGAUGAGCCUCCUAUAAUCAAUGCCAACACUGGCUUGAUUUUAUUCAAAAACCAGAUGUUUCAAAUCUCCUCACUUGUGCUCAGUGCAACUGACAUUGACUCAGAAGAUUCUACAAUAAAAUUUACAUUGGAGCUUCCUUUAUCAACCAUCGGACAGGUGAUCCUGCGCCAGUCUGAGACACCUGAGGACCCUUCGAAUUGGAAGUUUAACACAGAUGAUGAAAUGUAUGAAAAAGUUGUGACUGAAUGGCUGCAGCAGGAUAUUACUGAUGGAAAACUUUACUACAAGCACACAGGGCCACACAGCACCAGCACAGUCAUGGACCAGUUUGUGUUUAAAGUCCAAGAUGACAAUGACCCACCCAAUCAGUCAGGUGAGAGCUCAUUUAUCAUCAAAGUUCUUCCGAUUGAUGACCUUCCACCUGAACUGUAUCCUGACACAACCCUGCAAAUGACUGUCCACGAGUAUCAGCUGACUCACUUAAGAAAAAAAUUUCUCCGCUACACUGACCUCGACUCAGAUGAUCGGGACCUCAAAUUCACCAUAAUCCAACCACCAACUGACUCAGAUGAGAAUAACCCAGUCGUGCUGGGAGCUCUGGUACUGACGGAAAACCCAGACACUGAAGUCACAACUUUCACUCAGGCCCAAAUUAACCACCAUAAAAUUGCUUACAAACCCCCAGAUCUUGAGCUUGGAAUUACCUCUCGGGUUUUACAGUUCAGGUUCACGGUUGAGGAUGUUUCUAGAAAUAGCUUAGAAGGAGUUUUCACUAUAUUUUUAAAACCUGUCAACAACAAACCACCUCAGAUAAUGAAUUCUGGGUUUACGAUGCUUGAACGCGGAAGACACAUCCUCACUAGUGCUGAGCUGCACACCACAGAUACAGAUACGGACAGCAAAGAUAUUACCUUUACUGUUGUGCAGCUUCCACUUCACGGUCAGAUCCAGUUUAUGUUCUCUGACAUGACAAAAGGAUUUACUUUUGGCUUAGAGGAUAUUGGAAAUGGCUUGAUUUCGUACACCCAUAAUGGAGAUGAAUCAACAGCGGAUUCUGUACAAAUAGAUGUCAGUGAUGGAGUGCACACUGUCCCGAUAACUAUAAAGAUUAACGUGAAGCCAGUUGAUGAUGAGACCCCAACUCUCAGCCUGCCAGCUGGCACAAUAGGCUCUUACAUAGACGUCCUGGAAAGUGGAGCCACAGAAAUAACAAGUAAUGUCAUUCAGGGAAAAGACGAGGACACGGAUGACCUUCGACUGACCUACAUUGUUGAAGACAAGCCAUCAUUUGGUGAAAUCCUGGUAAGAGGAGUUCCAUCUGGCACAUUCACUCAGGCAGAUAUUAUUAACGGCUUUGUGGUCUACGCUCAUACCAGCGGAGAGAUAGGUGUGAACAUAAAGGAGGACUUUUUCAAUCUCACCCUGACAGAUAUGUCUGAUGAGUGGACUGUUGGAGGAAAUAAAAUCACAGGUGUUCGAGUGCAUGUUACUAUUCUUCCUCUUGAUAGCCAGGCUCCAGAGGUCUUUGUGGGGCCACAGUUCACCGUUACAGAAGGAGAAAAGAAUGUCAUUCAGUUAGUUCAUAUAAGCGCAGAUGAUGGGGAUACCCCCACUGACGACAUCCUUUGUACCAUCAUUGUACAACCAAGUUCAGGCUAUGUGGAAAAUAUCUCCCCUGCUCCUGGCUCAGAGAAAUCGAGAUCUGGAACUGCCAUUAGUGCUUAUACCAUCAAGGACAUCAGACAGAAUCACAUUUACUAUGUUCAAAGCAUUCACAAAAGAGUUGAGCCAGUGGAAGACAGGUUUACCUUCAGAUGCUCCGAUGGCAUCAAUUUCUCUGAAAGGCACUUUUUUCCCAUUUCCAUAAUCCCCUCAAAUGAUGAAAAGCCGGAGAUUUACAUGAGAGAGUUUGUAGUUAUGGAGGGCAUGAACAUUGUCAUUGACACUCCCAUUCUCAAUGGCGCCGACGCAGACCUCCCCCCAGAUCAGCUCACAUUUUUUAUUACCAAACCUCCAAAACACGGAUUUAUUCUCAGUCAAUUUACCACAGGCACCCUCUCUGUGUCUAACUUCACCUUGGAUCAGAUCAGAGAGGCCUCCACUAUUGUGUACGAGCAUGAUGAUUCAGAGACCACAGAGGACAGCUUUGAUAUUGUUCUCACAGAUGGAAAGUUCAGUGUAGAGAAAACAGUCGUAGUUAUGAUUAUACCCGUGGAUGAUGAAACCCCAAGGAUGGCCAUUAAUGAUGGCCUGGAAAUUGAAAUAGGUGAGGUUAAAAUUCUUAACAGUAAUGUUUUGAAAGCGACUGACUUGGACUCUGACGAUAGCACGUUAACUUACAUUAUUAGAUACGGACCUGGUCAAGGAUAUUUGCAAAGAACAACUCUGUCUGGGACAUUGGAAAAUAUUACUUUUGGAAUGAAUUUUACACAGAGUGACUUGGAUCAGGGUUUAAUCAUUUACAUCCAUAAUGGUCAAGAGGGAAUUCGUGACCUCAUCAAAUUUGAUGUGACAGAUGGUACUAAUACUUUGAUUGACAGGUAUUUCUAUGUUACAAUAGGUGGUAUUGACAUAGUUUUCCCUGAUGUGAUAAGUAAAGGGGUGUCCCUUAAAGAAGGGGGCAGAGUUACUUUGACCACUGAUCUUCUCAGCACGAGUGACCUUAACAGCCCGGAUGAGCACUUGGUCUUCACAAUCACUCGAGCUCCAGUGAGAGGACACUUGGAAUGCACAGACACACCUGGGAUGCCCAUCUCAUCGUUUACUCAGCUCCAGCUGGCUGGAAACAAAGUAUACUACAUCCACACAGCUGACGAUGAAGUGAAAAUGGAUAGCUUUGAAUUCGAAGUGACUGAUGGCUACAACUCUGUGUUUCGCACUUUUCGCAUCUCCAUCGCUGGUGUGGAUAAUAAAAAGCCUGUGGUGAUGGUACAAAGCUUGGUGGUGACCGAGGGAGAAAACAAACUUGUCACUCCUUUUGAGCUUACAGUUGAGGACCGGGACACCGCCGAUCGCUUCUUGAAAUUUACAAUUACUCAGAUUCCCAUUCAUGGCCGCCUGCUCUUCAAUAACACUCGUCCUGUCACCUCUUUCACAAAGCAAGACCUUAAUGAGAACUUGAUCAGCUACAAGCAUGAUGGCACAAAGAGUGCGGAGGACAGUUUCUCCUUCACUGUCACCGAUGGUACCCACAGAGACUUCUAUGUCUUUCCCGACACCGUUUUUGAGACUCGAAAACCUCAAGUGAUGAAGAUCACUGUACUUUCUGUGGAUAAUGGGGCACCACAGAUUGUUGUUAACAAGGGUGCCUCAACAUUACGGCUUCUGGAGACAGGUCACCUGGGAUUUGUGAUCACCAGUAAGACCCUUAAAGCUGAGGACAGAGACAGCAUUCAAGGCUCUGUGACUUUCAGGAUCACUAUUGCCCCGAAGCAUGGUUACCUGAUCAACCUUGGAAGAGGAAAUUCCACCAUCACCAGUUUCACACAAGUUGAAAUCGACGACAUGAGUAUAUGCUAUGUACUGAGGGAAGGGGACAACGCCACAAACGAUAUCUUCCAUUUCUCUAUUCAGGACAAUGGUGGAAACCAGCUCAGAAACCAGCAAUUUCGCCUGAACUGGGCUUGGAUUUCGUUGGAAAAGGAACUUUACAUCGUGGACGAGGAGGUCAAAUUCUUGGAGGUGGUUCUGAGGCGUCGUGGUUACCUAGGGGAAACUUCAUUUGUCAGUAUUGGCACAAAAGAUGGCACUGCACAACAGGAAAAGGACUUCCGGGGGAAGUCUCAGAAGCAGGUGCAGUUCAACCCGGGCCAGACCACGGCGACCUGGAGGGUCAGAAUCCUGUCGGACAGCGAAUAUGAAGUCUUAGAGAUGUUCCAGAUCGUUCUCUCUGAGCCGGUGAUGGCAGCUCUUGAAUUUCCAGAGGUUGCCAAGGUCGAGAUCCUCGACCCCGACGAUGAAUCGACCGUGUUCAUUCCUUCAGCUGUGUACAACAUAGAGGAGGACAUUGGAGAGCUGCUUGUUCCCGUGCGCCGGCGUGGAGAUGUCAGUCAAGAGCUCAUGGUCAUAUGCUACACUCAGCAAGUUACGGCCAAAGGCACCGUUCCCACCACGGUGCUUUCCUACUCUGAUUACAUCUCUAGACCCGAAGACCACCACAGCGUCCUGCGUUUCGACAAGGGAGACACAGAGAAACCUUGCAGGGUUGUGAUCAUCGAUGACUCAUUGUAUGAAGAUGAGGAAAGCUUCAAUGUCACCCUCAGCAUGCCCAUGGGGGGCCGCCUGGGCUCAGAGUUCCCCACAGCCAGAAUCGUUAUCAUCCCAGACAUGGAUGACGAUCCUGUUUUCUACUUUGGUAAUACGCAAUACCAGGUGGAUGAGAGCGAUGGCUUCGUGGAGGUGCAGGUGUGGAGGACGGGGACGGAUCUUUCCAAAGCAGGAACCGUCACAGCGCGAUCCAGAAAGACAGAACCUGUCUCAGCCGAGGCUGGUGUGGACUACAUAGGAAUCAGCAGGAACCUGGACUUUGCACCGGGGGUCACCAUGCAGACGUUUCGGGUGACCAUCCUGGAUGAUCUCGGUCAACCUGUUCUAGAGGGACCAGAGAAAUUUGAACUGGUGCUUCGGAUGCCUAUGAACGGGAUCCUCGGAGAACCUAGCAAGACGACUAUCCUCAUCAAUGACUCUGUUUCUGACUUGCCUAAGGUGCAAUUCCGAGAUGCUGCGAGUGUGGGCCACGAGAACUCUGGACAAAUCUCAGCCAUGGUUUACCGCAGCGGGGAUAUCAGCUAUAAGUCCACGGUGCGCUGUUACAGCAGGCAGGGCACAGCGCAGGUCAUGAUGGACUUUGUCGAGAGGCCCAACACCGAUGCCUCUAUCAUCACCUUUUUACCAGGAGAGAUUGAAAAGUCUUGUUUGCUGGUGCUGGUUGACGACACAGAGCACGAGGAGGACGAGGAGCUUCGACUCGUGUUGGGAAGCCCCAGGAGUGAAUCUCCCUUUGGAGCAUCUAUCGGACGCCAGAACGAAACCCUCAUAAAGAUAAAAGAUGAUGCUGACAGGCCAUAUAUUAAUUUUGGUGAGACGAAGUUCAGCGUGAAUGAGCCAAAAGAAAGCGGUCAAGUAUCUGUGGUGAAGAUCCCGGUGUUGCGUGUUGGAGACGCCUCCAAGGUCUCCGUCGUCCGAGUUCACACCAAAGAUGGAUCUGCUGCCUCGGGGGAGGACUAUCAUCCAAUAUCUGAGGAAAUUGUGUUCAAACAAGGCGAUAAGGAGCACUAUGUGGAGGUGGAGAUUUUAUAUGAUGGAGUCAGGGAAAUGAGGGAAGCCUUCACUGUCCAUUUAAAACCCGACGAGAACAUGGUGGCAGAAACAAAGAUGACCAAAGUUAUCAUUUACAUUGAAGAGCCUAACAGUAUGGCGGAUGUGACAUUUCCCUCAGUGCCCAUCGUUGUUUCUCUGUUUCACUAUGACGACAUGGACAGGAUGAGGGCCUCUCAGCCUGUAGCUGGAUACCCUGUUGUUUGUGUCACCGCUUGUAACCCCAAAUAUCCAGACUAUGACAAAACAGGCUCUAUCUGUGUCAGCGAGAACAUCAACAACACACUGACUCAUUACCGUUGGCUGGUUAGCGCCCCCACUGGGCCCGACGGUGUCACCAGUCCUAUGAGGGAGGCCGACUUUGACACGUUCUUCACUUCCUCCAAACUCAUAACUUUGGACUCAGUAUAUUUCCAGGCUGGUUCCAGGGUCCAGUGUGCUGCCAGGGCCGUAAACUCCAACGGGGAUGAGGGUCUGGAACUCAGCAGCCCAGUGGUGUCCAUCAGUACGGAUGAGGGAAUGUGUCAGCCUCGUGUUGCUGGGACAGUGGGGGCGGAGCCUUUCUCUGCCAAACUGCGGUACAGUGGUACAGAUGACGCAGAGCACCCUAAUCUCAUCAAAUUAACUAUCACCAUGCCUCACAUUGAUGGAAUGUUACCCGUGGUGUCCACUCGCCCCUUGUCCAACUUUGAGCUGACACUGAGUCCAGACGGGACCCGUGUCGGCCACCAUCGCUGCUCCAAUUUGCUGGACUUCACCGAGGUCAAGACUCGCUUUGGGUUUCUCACCGAAGCCACGAAAAAUCCAGAAGUGAUCGGCGAAACUGCUCCCUACCAGUACAGCACCACCCUCAGAGGAUCUAGUGCCCUGAGAUUCUACAGAAACCUGAACUUAGAGGCUUGUUUGUGGGAAUUUACCAGCUACUAUGACAUGUCUGAGCUGCUCAGUGACUGCGGAGGCACUAUCGGGACUGAUGGACAGGUUCUGAAUCUGGUCCAGUCCUAUGUGACCCUCAGAGUUCCCCUACACGUGUCCUAUGUCUUUCACUCCCCUGUGGGUGCUGGUGGAUGGCAGCACUUCGACUUGCAGUCAGAGCUGAGGCUCACUUUUGUGUACGACACUGCCAUCCUGUGGAGAGAUGGUAUUGGUAGCCCUCCGGAGUCUGAGUUACAAGGUGCCCUCUACCCAACCAGCAUGCGUAUAAACGGACAGGGACAGCUGGUGGUUAACUUCCGAACAGAGGCUCGCUUCAGAGGCCUGUUUGUGUCGUCACACCCAGCUUCAUCCCUGACUUCAAUGGUCAUGUGUCCGGAUCAUCCUGGUUUGACCUUUAACCUAACACUGGUGAGAAGUGAGCCCACCUACAGCCAUCCCAUCCAACAGUGGAGGUUCACCUCGGAUUUUGCUGUGCGUGACUACUCUGGCAUGUACACCGUGAAGCUCAUCCCCUGUGCUUCUGCUCCAAACCUGGAGUUCACCAUCCCUCCUGUCUGCAGUCCCAGGGAGCCCGUCACUUUUGACUUGGACAUCCGCUUUCAGCAGGUCAGUGAUCCUGUGGCAGCGGAGUUCAGUCUAAAUACACAGAUGAUGUUGCUCUCUAAACGGACGCUAUGGCUCUCAGACGGCUCCAUGGGGUUCGGACAGGAGAGUGACAUGGCUUUCUCACAGGGAGAUACGGUUUACGUCAGAGUGAUGGUGGAUCCUGUGCAGAACCUGGGGGACUCCUUUAUUUGCAACAUAGAGAAAGUUUUCCUUUGUACUGGAGCUGAUGGAUAUGUCCCCAAAUACAACCCCAGCAACUUUGAGUUUGGCUGUCUGGCUGAUGCUCCGUCACUGCUCUACAGAUUCAAGAUCAUUGAUAAGGCGCAGCCAGAGACCCAGGCCCGAUCAUUUGGGAGUGUUGCCUUCAAUGCCCUCCUUGCUGUCGAUGACUCGGAAGCUUUGGCUCUAGUAAGACAGCCUGGAUCAGAUGGCUUCAGAUUGGACUCUACAGCUCUCUUUCAGGUGGCUGCAGGGAGAGAGUGGUACAUACACACCAUCUACACUGUUCGUUCCCGGGAAAAUGCCAACCGCGGCAUCGGCAAGAGAAGCCUGGAAUACCACGCAGUGAGCUGGCACACAAAUUCUCUUCCAAAGAGCCAACAUCGCAGCAGAAGAUCAGCCAACAAAGUGCCAGACAUAGUGGAGGAAAUCGGCGUGGGCAACAACCGCGGCACCAACAUAUUGCACAUAGCGCUGGACCGCAGCAACCAACCCAAGACGAGUCCAGAGAGGGAGAUGUUCACCAAAGGGAUCAUCCCCCGGGAGCUCAACCAGACGGACGGCGACGACAGACUGGUGCUGAUCAUUGGAGUCUUUGUGGGGCUGCUCCUCACGGUGCUCCUCGUCAUUGUGGUGGUGUUACUGGUGCGGUCCAAGCAGGAGAAAAAAGGAGAAGCCAGCAGUUCCAGCAGCGCAGAGCCCAUGAUGACUCAAGGCCUUGGCAACAGUGACAGCUCAGAGGUCUGACAGACUGAGAUUUAGUGUAAGUUUUCAUUUUUGCAAGUGCCUCACAUUCAGCUCAAACAUUACAGAUUGUACGUGAAGUAACACAAAAAGCUAAAUUACUUGAAAUUCUGCGUCACAUCACAUUUAAAGGGAGGAAACGGACAGUGUAAAUGUCAGUUUUAAGAGGCAAGUACAGGGGUCACUGGACUGGCUUUUGGUGCCAUCUCAUCCAAAAAAUGCAUUUCCAAAGGUGCUACAAGAGAUCUCCGUUACCUUGAAUAGCUUUUCCUUAAUCGGUUGUUGGAAAGCUGGCUAUUUUAAUUCCUGUUUUAAACAUUGGUAGCUGGCUUUGCAUAUUUAAGCGAACAAACUGUCUGUAUUGUGUUCACACUGGGAAAAUCUAGAGAAACUUCUGUUUUCAGGUUUUGUGUGCUUAAAGUAUUUUUUAUGUAAAAGUGUCCUGUAGAGAAUUCAAGUGAUCAGCAAAAUCCUUUGAACAAAUAUUGUUUUUUGGGGGCUUGCUUUUUUGCAUGCUUUUCUUUUCUUUUUCUUUUUUUGUAUUUGGAAAAAGUCAAAAAAUGGAUCUGUGUUGAUGACUGAUUAGAUCUAUUUCCACCCGUCUGUAGUUUUGCAGUAUUUAUCCGUACCUCACAGUCAAUGUUACCGUUUUCCAUCAGUAUUUCCUUUUUGAAACAAAAUUUCAAGAUUCCAAGUUUGCAAUGUUUAAGACAGCUGGUCUGUAAUGUACAGUUUGGUAUUUUGAUGGUUUGACUGUUCCAAAGAACCAAUUCACUUCCACUCUUAGUCCCACCAGAAGUGUCGAUUUGUGCCAUUUUGUAGGGGUAACCAUGACAAUAAGUCCCUAUGACCGCAUGACUGUAUUUCCGUCGUGCUCUUCAAGAUUGUUUCAUAUCAUAUAAAGUUUCAAAAAGUUUCCUUAUGAUUCAUUAAUUUAAGUUAUUUUUAGUGGGUUUUUUUAUUCUGAAAAUUGUCACCAUUUGAUCACAUUUAUCCAUUUGUGAGGAGAAUACACUUGUACCUGUUCCAUCUGUAAGUUAAUUGGAACUUUGAACAAAAGUUGCUUUGAAACUUUAUUCAGUUUAAGUUGCCUCAAAACCCUCUUUACUUCUUCACCCUAAGAUAAACGUCAACAACCGAAUCUACUUUCUGAACAUUUGGCUUAUUUCUAUCUUCAGUCUAAGGAUAUGAUCAAUUCUAUGCAACUUGUGUCAUUACUUUUUUAAAGGGUAUAUACAUAUUUGUGCAAAACAUCAUUUGCCAACUUGAUUUGUCACUCUACAUAUGUCAAUCUAGUGCAUUCUGGGGGUUUUCCGCACAUUCAUAGAUGUAUGUAUGUAAAUACAUAUGUAUGUUACAGUAUACUGUUGAGAAUGGAUGUUAAAAUGCCAACUGUACGUGCUGUAAGUAUUUGUAACAUAGACCUGAAGCACAAAUGGUCUGCAAAUAAAGUAAUUUUUCAAUAAAU
Molecule: messenger RNA, 10971 nt
Organism: Oryzias latipes (Japanese medaka)
Lineage: Eukaryota; Metazoa; Chordata; Actinopteri; Beloniformes; Adrianichthyidae
Gene: frem2b
Product: FRAS1 related extracellular matrix 2b
Biological process (GO): cell communication; anatomical structure morphogenesis
Cellular component (GO): membrane
Source: RefSeq, a predicted model, not a curated record